Messenger RNA from Dermacentor albipictus, 2279 nucleotides. NCBI's taxonomy places the organism in Eukaryota, Metazoa, Arthropoda, Arachnida, Ixodida, Ixodidae. The record is from RefSeq and is a predicted model, not a curated record.
CGGCAGGUUCUCCGGACGCGCUAUGGGCAUGCUGCGGCGCGGUGGCCCGCAUGGUACAGGCUGGGCGCAGGGCGGCGGGUGGAGCGGCAACGGCGGCUAGCGGACGGUGCCGUCAGUGCAGGCAGGCAUUUUUGAUGAAACACAAUCUGGACCGGCCGACGAAGACAUCUUCAAGUUGAUAAUCAGCCUUUCGACACCAACUGCAUCAAUAGCGAUAGAAUCCAUUGGUUCGAGGGUACACCUUGUCGACUGCUGCGUUCUUCCUCAAGAGGGUAUAGAAGUCCUCUGAGGAUAGUUCUACCGGCAGUGGCGCCGUACUUGUGUUGAAAACCCCCGCCGACCUUUUCAUUUGGUGAUGCGGCCCCUGGAGGUGUUGGCUGCGCUAGUUCUGUGGCCGCCAGUAGACGCCUCGGAUGACUGGCCCACUAUAAUUACUGGACUGGCUCACUGACUGAAAUAAGAAGUAUUGGUAAAUGCAUCAGCCAGGACGCACCUCUGAGUGUAUGCCGCGUCAUUAAGUGGUAGCUCUCGUCUUUUCCCUCAUUGACGACGUCUCGCUGGAGGCGGUGGGAGACGAUCAUCGUCGCUUGCCACAGGCAUCCUACGAAACGCGCAACAGCAACUGUUAUGAAGGCGACAGUGUUACUCCUUGCCGUGGCGAUUCUCCUCACGGGAGGCGCUUGCGGAGGACGUCGCCUGACGAGGGAAAAGAAGAACUACAUGCCUGACGCGAACAUAUGCUCUUACGAAGAAUCCGAGAUUGCAAGAAUUUCCAAAUGUUACUUCAGCCACUUACCAUCACAUACUUCUGUGAAAAACGACGUGGUUAUCGAGCCUGGGCGGAGCAACAUCAGCGAGGCCGCAGUGGCCGGCACUGUGGUCGCCAUUCUCUUCGCGCUCCUCGCCGCUGUGGAGUUCUUCCUUUAUUGUCGACUCAAGAGAGACAAGUGUUCAGGCGUCAGUUCCACAAUGGCCUUCUGCUGUCGCCUAAUGAAGACUGGAGUACCGGACUCGGAAGCGCGCGAUGAACGCGCAAGUUUCGCCGGAUGUGAUUCAGAUUAUGUGUCAUAUAAAAAUGUCAGCCCCCAGGAACCGCUUUUGAGCCCUGCCUUUCAACUGGACCGAGAGAUCAAAGCAAAGCUAGAGGCUGAAAACCUAUACAUCAAGAAGGAAAACCUUAUCAUUUGCGCGGUCAUCGGUCAAGGUCAAUUUGGUUGCGUCUACCGGGGCAUCUUGGAUUUGGGAGGCAAGAACAAAGCUCACACGUUGGCCGUAAAAACUCUUCAAAACAACACUCUGGGAGGAGAAGCGGAUGCUCAGGAGUUCCUGAGAGAAGCGCUGAUCAUGAAGGACUUUCACCACAUGAACGUUCUCCCUCUCAUCGGUCUCUGCGUUGAUGAAGCUGGUGGCCUUAUGGUCAUUACGCCGUACAUGAAACAUGGCGACCUGCUUUCCUACAUACGGAAUCCGAGAAACAAUCCGACUGUGAGAGACCUGCUUGGGUUUGGCAUCCACGUGGCCGAAGGCAUGAAGUAUUUGGCCGACCUGAAGUUUGUGCACAGAGACCUCGCAGCUCGUAAUUGCAUGCUGAGUGAAGAUUUGAUAGUCCGAGUAGCCGACUUCGGACUCUCUCGGGACGACUACGAGCAAGACUACUACAGCGAAGACAGAAUGAAGAAAAAGCUGCCUGUAAGGUGGAUGGCGCCGGAGAGCUUAGAGAAAGGCGUCUACAACCACAAGACGGACAUGUGGUCAUACGGCGUGCUGCUGUGGGAGCUCUUGACGCGUGGCGUGACGCCAUACCCUGACAUUCACAACUGGGACAUCGUCAAAUUCCUCAAACAAGGACACCGCCUGGAGCAGCCCAGCUUCUGUCCAAGUGAGAUUUACACCAUCAUGCUCAAGUGCUGGCAAGACGACACCAAUCGGCGGCCUUCGUUCACAGGACUAGCGACUCUCAUCACAGACAUAAGCAGCAGUUUCGUCAAAGGAAAGGGAAAUGUGAGAGCGGGCUUAAACAUUACCUACGGCAACUGUCCUCAGCCUGAAGCGGCCGCGGGUGCAGAAUAAAGCGCACAUGCCAUGUUCACCACAUCACCCGGAGAAGCAAUGUGGCGACCGGCUAUCCUCAGCAGCCUUCUCUAUGAGUGCGUCUGUUCCCAAAUGAACUUAUUUAACAACUAAACGUAAUGGAAUAGUCAACUAUGCCGAUAAUUCGUAAUUACACGGCAGCAAUCAGUGGAGGUCUCGUAAGAAAUGAACGACGUUGGCGUUGGACA